Messenger RNA from Myotis davidii, 1311 nucleotides. RefSeq names its product family with sequence similarity 171 member A2 (gene FAM171A2). Bases 1 to 1311 code for a protein of 436 amino acids. NCBI's taxonomy places the organism in Eukaryota, Metazoa, Chordata, Mammalia, Chiroptera, Vespertilionidae. The record is from RefSeq and is a predicted model, not a curated record. The transcript has 8 exons.
AUGUGGACAAGUGUGUCUGUUAGACUCGAUGAAAUAGUGCCAACUACCUCACAGGCUGAUGUGACAUUUGAGGGCUCUGUAAAUGCUAGCUUUUAUAAUGUCUUAUCUAGCCUUGCUCUCUCUUCCUCCCUUCCUCCUCCUCACUCUCCUCACCUCAUCUUGUCCACAGAGAUCCUGAUCAAGGUCCAGGUGUAUGUGAGCGGGGAGCUGGUGCCUUUGGCCCAGGCCUCAGUGGAUGUGUUUGGGAAUCGUAUGCUGCUGGCUGCUGGCACCACGGACUCGGAGGGCGUGGCCACACUGCCCCUCAGUUACCGCUUGGGCACCUGGGUGCUGGUCACUGCUGCCCGCCCUGGCUUCCUCACCAACUCCGUGCCCUGGCGCGUUGACAAGCUGCCCUUGUAUGCGUCCGUCAGCCUCUACCUGCUCCCCGAGCGGCCGGCCACCCUCAUCCUCUAUGAGGACCUGGUGCACAUCCUCUUGGGUUCUCCUGGUGCCCGCUCCCAGCCCUGGGUGCAGUUCCAACGGCAGGCUGCCCGCCUGCCUGUCAGCUCCACCUACAGCCAGCUCUGGGCCUCGCUCACACCUGCCAGCACCCAGCAGGAAAUGCGGGCUUUCCCUGCCUUCCUGGGCACCGAGGCCUCCAGCUCAGGCAAUGGCUCCUGGCUGGAGCUGAUGCCCCUGGCUGCCGUGAGCGUGCACCUGCUGACAGGCAAUGGAACGGAAGUACCACUCUCGGGCCCCAUUCACCUGUCUCUGCCUGUGCCCUCGGAGCCUCGCGCCCUGGCUGUGGGCACCAGCAUUCCAGCCUGGAGGUUUGAUCCCAAGAGUGGGCUGUGGGUACGCAACGGCACCGGUGUGAUCCGGAAGGAAGGCCGGCAGCUCUACUGGACCUUUGUCUCCCCCCAGCUGGGGUACUGGGCGGCUGCCAUGGCCUCCCCCACGACUGGACUGGUCACCAUCACAACAGGCAUCCAGGACAUCGGCACCUACCAUACCAUCUUCCUGCUCACCAUCCUGGCCGCCCUGGCACUACUGGUGCUCAUUCUGCUGUGUCUGCUCAUCUACUAUUGCCGGAGGCGCUGCCUGAAGCCCAGGCAACAGCACCGCAAGCUGCAGCUCUCCGGGCCCUCCGAGGGCAACAAACGAGACCAGGCCACCUCCAUGUCCCAGCUCCAUCUCAUCUGUGGGGGGCCCCUGGAGCCCACCCCGUCGGGGGACCCCGAGGCGCCUCCUCCCGGCCCCCUCCACUCCGCCUUCUCCAGCUCCCGCGACUUGGCCGGAAGGCCUUCGAUGGAGACCCCACCUCAAUGA